Alternaria burnsii is the source of this 1110-nucleotide messenger RNA. RefSeq lists its product as uncharacterized. Gene Ontology annotation, cellular component: membrane. The coding region runs from base 1 to 1110 and encodes 369 amino acids. The record is from RefSeq and is a predicted model, not a curated record. NCBI's taxonomy places the organism in Eukaryota, Fungi, Ascomycota, Dothideomycetes, Pleosporales, Pleosporaceae. The transcript is spliced from 2 exons.
AUGCCCAACCCCCGGACAUACAUGGAUAUGGCGCUGCCCCUUGUCAAGACGCUGCCCGAGUGCGCCGACUACUUCAAGACGGUAGAGCCGUUCCUUCCCCAAUACUACGACCUCCCGCACAAGGUCGCAGCACACAUAACCGACCCACAGGCACUCAAGGCCCUCUAUGUCAACACCAACCCGCUCAUGACAGCGCUGGCUUUUGCCACCAUGUUCGUCACCCCCAUCGUGCUUGCCGUCUCGGAGAUCAACCGCAACUACUCGCAAGUCGACCGGCUGUGGAGUCUGCUGCCCGCCAUCUACAAUGUCCACUAUGCAGUUUGGGCCCAUCUCAACGGACUGCCGACAAUGAAGCUGGAUCAUGUCAUGGCUGUCUCCAUCAUCUGGGGUGCUCGCUUGACCUUCAACUACUGGCGCAAGGGCGGAUACCAAGUUGGCAGCGAAGACUACAGAUGGAACAUUGUCAAGGACUACGUUGGUGGACCUGGCAUGUUCAUCUUCAAUGUCACUUUCAUUUCGCUUGGGCAGAAUAUUCUGCUCUGGCUCAUCACCACGCCUACGUACAUUCUCCUUCUCGCCAAUCGUCUCAAGGGCAACGACAUCACAUCCUACGAUUCCUUGUUUGGCCGUUCCAUGGUUGCUAUCGUUGUUCUGGAGUUCUUCGCUGAUCAAGCGCAAUGGAAUUACCACAAAGCCAAGGGUGCAUACCAGAAGACCGCCAAGGUACCAUCUGACCUUAAAUACACACGUGAGCAACUAGACCGCGGAUUCAACACAACCGGUCUUUUUGCCUGGUCGCGCCACCCCAACUUCGCCGCUGAACAAGCCUUUUGGGUAUGCUUGUACCAAUGGUGCUGCUUGGAGACUGAGACCUACGCCAACUGGGCAUUCGCAGGUGCAUUCGGAUACCUGAUCCUGUUCCAGGCCAGCACUUGGCUCACCGAGCUACUCAGCGCCGGCAAGUACCCUGAAUACAAGGUCUACCAAGAACGUGUCGGCAAGUUUCUUCCCAAGUUCAGCACCAAGAGCAUGGAGCUGCCGCAAACCGAAAUGGAGAAGCAGAAAGUCAAGGACGCAAAGGCCGGUAAGGGUGCUAUGAAAACUAAGUGA